Messenger RNA from Fusarium graminearum PH-1, 355 nucleotides. RefSeq lists its product as uncharacterized. The record is from RefSeq and is a predicted model, not a curated record. Lineage: Eukaryota; Fungi; Ascomycota; Sordariomycetes; Hypocreales; Nectriaceae. The transcript has a single exon. The coding region runs from base 75 to 275 and encodes 66 amino acids.
AAACACAAUACAACUAAAACACAAUACCAACACGCAAAACAAUUAAAAACUACUAUCUACUAAAUAUCAUCAACAUGUGUGUCAAAGUUACCCACGAUAAAAAGUGCGAGACAUGCGGAAAGACUAUCUCAUCAGUCGUCACUGAGCGCCCUUGCUACAAGGCACGCGAGAAGGACGGAUAUUUCGGAUGCUGUGGUAUCAUUGAUCGAAUUGACGUCUCGGAUCCAGGGGAGUGCGAUGAGUGCGAGGAAAAGCGAAAGGCGAAAGAAGCUUGAGGGAGAGACCUAAAGGAUGGAGAGUCUUCAUAUGAAUAAGCAAGGAGUUGAGAUUAGAUAAUUAAGAAUGACAUUAUAUU